Molecule: messenger RNA, 1191 nt
Organism: Dendroctonus ponderosae (mountain pine beetle)
Lineage: Eukaryota; Metazoa; Arthropoda; Insecta; Coleoptera; Curculionidae
Product: cAMP-regulated phosphoprotein 21
Exons: 7
Coding region: 1-1191 (396 amino acids)
Source: RefSeq, a predicted model, not a curated record
AUGUGGCGUCUGAGUCCGUCAAGUUCUGGAUACAAGUCCCAAUCGCAGGUGUCUGAGUCGGCCACGCCCAGCCCCACUUCGACACCGCAACUCCCCGAUGGGGAUGACCAGCAAUUGAACAAAAGUGCCGGAAAUCCGGUUAUGUGGGCCGUGAGCGACUUGAGCCACGUUCCAAAGGGCAGCAUCAUCUUCAAUCCUGAGACUGGCAAGCCGUAUAGAAACGACGACGACACCAUCUACUACUAUGAUCCUGAAAAACCCGCACCUGCAGGUCUGAUGUUUAAUCACGUGGGCACUCAGGUGGAGGAGCUCGAUGACGCUUUAACACCCCAGCUGGAAAAAACCCCCAUGCCUUCUCCCAAACACCAAAAAUCUUUGCCUGUGAAGGCACAGCGCCACGCCCGAACCGAAUCGAGCUUCACCAACUCGGCCACCAGUCCAAGUUUGCCGUUUUCUCCUCCUCCAGCACACUCGUCGGCUUCUGUUGGUCGAAACUACUCAUACGUGCAGGCGGUUCAUCCUUGUGAUAACGCCAGCAAUGCGCCGCAGCAACAGUUCACGGAAUUUCCAUCUAAUCCCGCUCCAGAGGGAAAUGUUCCCUUGUAUACGCCGCCUUAUAUUGUCUACACUGCCACUCCCUACGGAGUCCCGGUUCCACAGCAAUUCGACUCUCGGCUGGGCUUGUCCAGCAUGACGGAAAUCAGCACAACAUACUUCGUACCUGAAGCGGCUGGUGCGGCAGCGCCKCCUCCCAUUGGCUACUCAAGCCAGCCUGCUGGCGCUUUUUGGAACCAAUCGCCUGUCACCUUCUACCCGAAUGCGCCCCCACCGCAGCCCCCCAUCCAACCGGCUGUUCAGCGAUACGCUGCCCAGGAGCAACAAGGAUUUGCCCCCGCCCCUUUUCCGGCCGUUGUCAACUACGUGCCCGCCCAGCAGGCUGCGGCGCAACACCAAGGCGGAGAAAUGGUGCCAGUUUACGCCAACCAACCCAUGCACAUGCUGUACCCACAAGGCCAAUCCAAUGGAGGCGUCAUCUAUCAGGGCCAGCCGUCAUUCGCUUAUGCGCACAAUGCUGCCGCCUAUCAGCCAGCAGAACUUGUCAACAAUACGUUCGAUAACAACAAACCGUUGGGCUUAUUUGAUUGGUUCGAAUCGCCGCAAUCGAUAGAAGUGACAGGACAGUAUACCUAG